Messenger RNA from Salarias fasciatus (jewelled blenny), 627 nucleotides. RefSeq names its product neuropeptide VF precursor (gene npvf). The coding region runs from base 1 to 606 and encodes 201 amino acids. Lineage: Eukaryota; Metazoa; Chordata; Actinopteri; Blenniiformes; Blenniidae. The transcript is spliced from 3 exons. Gene Ontology annotation, biological process: neuropeptide signaling pathway; negative regulation of gonadotropin secretion. The record is from RefSeq and is a predicted model, not a curated record. Gene Ontology annotation, molecular function: signaling receptor binding.
AUGUCUAUAGCACUGGUAGUGUCGGUGGUCCUGGUGCUGGGGGGCCUUGGAGGGACCGCCACAUCUGACUUCCAGAUGUUGGAGAAAUCCCUCCACAGGGAUAAAAGUUUGCUGAGCGACCCAGGCGGCAGACACAGUGUGAGGAGACAGCCACACCAACAGAUGAAAACUGAAAGUCGGAAGAGUUUGGGCAUCGACCACCUCAACAUCCACGUGGCUCCCACCACCAGCAGGUUCAGCCUCCCGACCAUCAUCAAGCUCUUCCCGCCCACCGCCAGGCCCCUCCACAUGCACGCCAACAUGCCCCUGCGCUUCGGGAGGGACGGCAACACCGGCGACGGAAACGGACCCAACCUGACCCCGAACCUGCCCCAGAGGUUCGGCAGGGCCCGGGAGGAGCUCCGAGUGUGUGAAAAGUGCCGACAGGUUCGAGAAGCAACCAAUCCGGUGCUGCCUCAAAGGUUUGGGAGGAACAUCCCAAACUGGAGCCUCCUCAGAGCCCUGGCCAGCGAGCAGUUAUCCACCACCGGUCUGCACUGGGCUGAAGAUUUUGACUUCACAUCCAGCUCAGAAGAAAACAUGGAGAUGCAAGAGAAAAAUUUUUGACGGAAUGAGGGAAUCCCUACA